Molecule: messenger RNA, 2347 nt
Organism: Prosopis cineraria
Lineage: Eukaryota; Viridiplantae; Streptophyta; Magnoliopsida; Fabales; Fabaceae
Product: pentatricopeptide repeat-containing protein At3g53170
Exons: 5
Coding region: 70-1533 (487 amino acids)
Molecular function (GO): mRNA binding; protein binding
Source: RefSeq, a predicted model, not a curated record
AUCUCUCUGAUUUUCUCCCCCUUCAAGCCAUUGUGGUCCUUGUCCCCAUCGUCUUCUCCCGCAACUGCAAUGGAGCUUCAUCUCCUGGCGGAUCCCAAUAACUUGUGCUGCUCAUCUUUCUUCUACUCAACGCCCGCUACCCUUUUCGCGAAUGUCCUGAAUGAAAAACCUUGCAACAUCCCAAAGCUACGUCGUUUCUAUGUCCAGUCAUCGAAGCAAGGCUCCAAUCCCGUAUCCUCUGGGCUCCAGAAAGACCCCAAGAAGGCCUUGUCUCGGAUUCUCAGAACGGAAGCUGCUAUUAGGGGUGUUGAGAACAAGGCUAAUUCUAGGAAGUACAGACAGCUAUGGCCCAAGGCUGUUCUGGAAGCUUUGGAUGAAGCUAUCAAAGAAAUUCGCUGGGACGCUGCUCUUAAGAUUUUUGCUCUUCUCCGUAAGCAGCUUUGGUAUAAACCAAGAUGCCAAACAUACACAAAAUUAUUGAUGAUGCUUGGCAAGUGCAGGAAACCAGAGGAGGCCAGCCUGCUAUUUGAGGUCAUGUUGUCUGAAGGGAUCAAACCUACUAUUGAUGUCUACACUGCUCUUGUAAGUGCUUAUGCUCAAAGUGGUCUACUUCAUAAGGCAUUUCAUGUAGUUGAAGAUAUGAAAGCAGUCACUAACUGCAAACCUGAUAUAUAUACAUAUUCCAUUCUUCUCAAUAGUUGCACAAAACUCCGCCAGUUUGAUUUGAUUGAGCACAUUCUUGCUGAAAUGUCAUAUCUGGGGAUUGAAAAUAAUAAUGUGAUAUACAAUACCAUUAUAGACGGAUAUGGGAAAGCUGGUAUGUUUGAGCAAAUGGAGUAUUUUCUGACAAAUAUGAUUGAAAUCGGCAACUGCCAUCCUGAUGUUUUUACGUUGAAUUCUUUAGUAGGAGUCUAUGGAAAUAGUGGGCAAAUUGAGAAGAUGGAGAAGUGGUAUGAGGAAUUUCUGCUAAUGGGAAUAAAACCAGACAUCAAGACAUUCAAUAUCAUGAUAAGGUCCUAUGGUAAAGCAGGCCUCUAUGAUAAGAUGAAGUCUGUCAUGGAUUUCAUGGAAAAGAGGUUUUUCUCUCCAACAAUUGUAACGUAUAACACAAUAAUUGAGGUGUUUGGGAAAGCUGGAGAAAUCGAGAAGAUGGAUAGAUACUUUAAGAAAAUGAAGCAUCUAGGAGUGAAGCCUAAUUCUAUAACUUACUGUUCUCUGGUCAAUGCAUACAGUAAAGCUGGGUACAUAGAAAAAGUUGACUCAACCAUGAGGCAAGUGGAAAAUUCUGAUGUAGUAUUGGACACUCCCUUCUUCAAUUGCAUGAUUAGUGCCUAUGGUCGAGCUGGUGACUUAAAUAAAAUGGGUGAGCUAUUCCUGGCAAUGAGAGAAAGAAAAUGUGAGCCUGAUAGCAUCACAUUUGCUAGCAUGAUCCAGGCUUAUAAUAGACAAGGCAUGACAGAGGCUGCUCAAAAGUUAGAAAACAGGAUGAUUACCACCAAAGAUAGCUUAGGCACUAAGUUGAUCAGAGGCUAACAUGUUCAAUUUGAUGGAAGAAUUACUUUACAAUUUUACAGUGCACAAUGCACACGUUCCAUGAUGACCUGAGAUGCAAAAGAUUUGAGAACCCUAGCAGGUGAAUCUGUCUGGAAAUGGGCAAGGCUUUGUUAUCAACAUGGCACUGGAUUUCAUUGCUGAUGUACCUAAACACCACCAAGUUUGAUUACAUAGCCCCCGUCACACUGACUGAAAGUUGAACCUGGAAGACUACAAGUUUUGUUGAUGUGAAGUGGCUGCACUGGUUCAUGGAUGCUUUAUUGUCUUUCCUGAAGUUCUUCCAGCUGCUGCUCGUUCUUGUAUCAGAUAUCAGUUCAACAAGUUAGUAUGAGCUCUUGGGCAGUACGUGAAUCUUUGUAUGUUCCAGGCAUCACAGAAAGCUAAUGAAAUCAUCUGGUCCAAUAUGUAUGGAAAAUUGCAAUCUUAUUUUCUAUAAAUGCAUAGGGAAUUCAGGAGCCUAAAUUGUUAAUACGAGAUGAAUAGCUAUGCCUCUAUUAUUUUCUAUUUUUCUGGGCAAUGUUAAUGAGAGCAAUUUGGUUAUUUGAGCAAAAAAACUCCACCAACAACUGGAACAGGGAAAGGUGGUCCAAAUAAGUAUUUAUGGUUUAGGAUUUUGAGAAUCUUUUUCAAUUUUUGUUCCGUUGGGCCUUUAGUUGGACUUCAAUGUAGUACGAGUUCCCACUUGCCAAAAUUCCUCUUGGAGGAAAAUUUAACACCUUGGUGUCUUGUUAAUUUAUGACUGUAAUGGAUUUGAGGGUUUCUAGUUUAUGAAUCCGUUUGGUUCUCUUGACAA